UCGCCCCUCGCCGGCGACGCCCGGCAUGCCGUCCUCCCGCCUCGUCCACCUCAUCCUCCUCGCGACGCUCUCGCUCCUCCUCGCGCAAACCCUAGCCUCCUCUGCCCCCGUGCCCGCCGCCGGGUCGGCGUCGGCGGAGUCCGGCGACCCCUGCGCGGCCACCGUAGCUGACGGGGAAGCUGACGUUCCGCUGUGCCCCGUGCGGUGCUUCCGCCCAGACCCGGUCUGCGGCGCCGACGGGGUCACGUACUGGUGCGGCUGCCCCGAGGCGACCUGCGCGGGCGCCCGCGUGGCGCGACGCGGCUACUGCGAGGUCGGCUCGGGGAUGGGGGUUGCAGAUCCCCGGCAUCACGGACGCGCGCAGCGUGGGGGAGCAGGGGCGGGGGCUGGACAGCAGCUAUUGUGCAGGGGUUUGCGGCGUGCUGCCGUGCGGUGCGGGAGGCCGUUGCUGGACGGGAGCGGGGGCAGUCUACAAAUGGCUCUUAAUAGUUGUAGAGAUUUGUUUUGGUAA
Molecule: messenger RNA, 511 nt
Organism: Zea mays
Lineage: Eukaryota; Viridiplantae; Streptophyta; Magnoliopsida; Poales; Poaceae
Product: agrin
Exons: 1
Coding region: 26-511 (161 amino acids)
Source: RefSeq, a predicted model, not a curated record